AUGGAUUUUGAUGAAAUACUUCAUGAAGUGGGAGAAAAUGGAAAAUAUCAAAAUCUUAUGUUAUGGUUCGUGUUCUUACCUGCGCACCUCACAUUUGGUUGUCAAGCAUUUAGCCAAUUGUUCAUGUCUUGGACUCCUGACCACUGGUGCCAAGUGCCUGAAUUGGCAGCAGCGAACUUGAGUGACCACCUUAUUAGGCACCUGACUAUUCCCCAGGCACCUACUAGUACUGGUUACAGCCGAUGUACCAUGUAUAAAUUGGAUUACAGUAUACGUACGGAACAUAAUACUAUUAUUUUAAAAGAGCCCAAUACAAACUGGACAAACGUUACUUGUAAAACUGGAUGGAUAUACAAUACAAGUAGUAACUGGGACAGAGAUACAGCUGUAACAAAGAGCAUUCGCCUUCCUUCCAAUCAGGGUUACUCAACAUACAUGAUUAUAGCUACAAGUAGAGUAAAAUAUUCUUGGUGCUUCACUGCACCAGGAACUAAGCUUGGUUUUGGUGUAGUGGAACACUCACUGAAACAUCACUUCAGUGUAAAGGAGUUGCCAACAUUUUUGGUGUUAAGAUACAUGAAAUGGGAUCUUGUAUGUUCCAGACGAUGGUUUCCUGUUAUACUUCUGACAGCAUUUAAUGCUUCAAAUUUUAUUGGACAGUGUGUUUGCCUGCUUAUUGCAAAGAAAUUUGGAAAACGAGCUCUUUUCUUCAGUGCCCUUUUUAUGCAGAGCGCAGGUGGUGUAGCGACUGCUUUCUCGCCAAACUUUGUCAGUUUUGCCAUUUUCAGGUGCUUAGUAGGACUAACUGUACCUGGUGUCCUCAUCGCCCCAUCAUCUCUUGCCCAUGAAUUAAGCGGCUGGAAGUUACAUCCAAAAGUCAGCCUUUUGUGUGCAGCUUCACGUAGUCUUGGAAUGGCUCUGUUAGCAGGAGUAGUGCUCUUUGUUGGAGACUGGUCAAACUUGGCAUUGGCGAGCUCUAUUCCUUUUAUGGUAUUCUUUAUGUACUGUUGGGUUUUUCCAGAAUCACCUAAAUGGCUGUUGGCAACCGGAAGAUAUGAAGAAACUGGACGAUUGCUUAGAAACAUAGCGACAACCAAUGGAAGAGGACUCUCUCCUGAUUACGUCAUCAAUCUAAAAAGAAGAUUCAGAGUGGAGCUUGCAUUACAAGAAGAUAAGGAAAAUGGCACUCAUACAUUAUGUGAUCUUCUGAGCACAUCCAACAUGCGAAAAAAAGUCAUUCUACUCAUCUUCAUCUCAUCACUCUCAUCCACUGCAUGCAUCGGUCUUACUUAUUAUUCUGUGUUCAUGCCAGUUGUACUGAGUAUACAACUGAACUUUGCACUGUGUGCCAUAGCUGAAAUGAUGGCAGUCAUCAUAACCAUGUCUUUACUCCGAUGUACCGGACGUCGAUGUUCUACAUUCAUAUUUGGUGCCUUAAGUGGAAUAGUGUGCCUUCUUCAAGCUUUUUCCUCUCGGUAUACGGGUUGGUUAAUAUCGUUGUCGUUGUAUGCGAUAGCGAAAUUUUUAAGCCAUGUGUUCAGCAUCAUACUGCCAUUAUGGACUAGAGAAAAUCUUCCUGUAGUAACAAGAGAAAAAGGAUUUUAUUUUAUAGAAACUUUCAGUUUAGUGGGACCCAUUGCUGUUCCUGUCAUCGUAUAUCAGGCAAGAUAUUCAAUUCUAUAA
Messenger RNA from Parasteatoda tepidariorum (common house spider), 1683 nucleotides. Lineage: Eukaryota; Metazoa; Arthropoda; Arachnida; Araneae; Theridiidae. The record is from RefSeq and is a predicted model, not a curated record.